Molecule: messenger RNA, 3043 nt
Organism: Eubalaena glacialis (North Atlantic right whale)
Lineage: Eukaryota; Metazoa; Chordata; Mammalia; Artiodactyla; Balaenidae
Gene: FOXN3
Product: forkhead box N3
Exons: 7
Coding region: 222-1688 (488 amino acids)
Biological process (GO): regulation of DNA-templated transcription
Cellular component (GO): nucleus
Molecular function (GO): cis-regulatory region sequence-specific DNA binding; DNA-binding transcription factor activity
Source: RefSeq, a predicted model, not a curated record
CGCGCGGCGCGCCCGGCGGACGCCGCAGGUCCCAUGCCGCGCCGCGACCCCCGCGCCCCUGCCGCCCGCCGCCCCGGGCUCGCCGCGCCGCGUCCGCGCGUCCUUAGCCGGGCCACCAAGCGAUGCCCGCUGGGCGCCUGCGAAAGUUUGUCGGCUCCCGCUGAAGGGCAGCGGCGCCCCCGCGUCCCCGCGCCCCGCUCCGGCCAGGAGCCUUCACGUAAAUGGGUCCAGUCAUGCCUCCCAGUAAGAAGCCAGAAAGCUCAGGAAUUAGUGUCUCCAGUGGGCUGAGUCAGUGUUACCGGGGCAGCGGUUUCUCCAAGGCCCUUCAGGAAGACGAUGACCUCGACUUUUCUCUGCCUGACAUCCGAUUAGAAGAGGGGGCCAUGGAAGAUGAAGAGCUGACCAACCUGAACUGGCUGCACGAGAGCAAGAACCUGCUGAAGAGCUUCGGGGACUCGGUCCUGCGGAGCGUCAGCCCCGUCCAGGACCUGGACGAUGACACGCCCCCAUCCCCUGCCCACUCCGACAUGCCCUACGAUGCCAGGCAGAACCCCAACUGCAAGCCCCCCUACUCCUUCAGCUGCCUCAUAUUUAUGGCCAUCGAGGACUCGCCAACCAAGCGCCUGCCGGUAAAGGAUAUCUACAACUGGAUCUUGGAACAUUUUCCGUAUUUUGCAAACGCACCUACUGGGUGGAAAAACUCAGUGAGACAUAAUUUGUCCUUGAAUAAGUGUUUUAAGAAAGUGGACAAAGAGAGGAGUCAGAGUAUCGGGAAAGGGUCAUUGUGGUGCAUAGACCCAGAGUACAGACAAAAUCUAAUUCAGGCUUUGAAAAAGACACCUUAUCACCCACACUCGAAUGUGUUCAAUACACCUCCCGCCUCUCCUCAGGCAUAUCAAAGCACAUCAGGUCCACCCCUCUGGCCGGGCAGCACCUUCUUCAAGAGAAAUGGAGCCCUUCUACAAGAUCCUGACAUUGAUGCUGCCAGUGCCAUGAUGCUUUUGAAUACUCCCCCUGAGAUACAAGCAGGUUUUCCUCCAGGAGUGAUACAAAACGGAACGCGGGUUCUGAGCCGAGGCCUGUUUCCCGGAGUCCGGCCAUUGCCAAUCACUCCCAUUGGAAUGACAGCAGCCGUGAGGAACGGCCUCACCAGCUGCCGGAUGCGGACUGAGAGCGAGCCGUCGUGUGGCUCCCCGGUGGUCAGUGGAGACCCCAAGGAGGACCACAACUACAGCAGUGCCAAGGCCUCCAACGCCAGGAGCACCUCGCCCGCCAGCGACUCCGUCUCCUCCUCCUCGGCCGACGACCACUACGAGUUUGCCACCAAGGGGAGCCAGGAGGGCAGCGAGGGCAGCGAGGGCAGCUUCCAGAGCCACGAGAGCCACAGCGAGACGGAGGAGGAUGACAGGAAGCGCAGCCCGAAGGAGGCCAAGGAUGCCCUGGGGGACAGCGGCUACGCGUCCCAGCACAAGAAGCGCCAGCACUUCGCCAAGGCGAGGAAGGUCCCCAGCGACACGCUGCCCCUCAAAAAGAGACGCACGGAAAAGCCCCCCGAGAGCGAUGACGAGGAGAUGAAAGAGGCGGCGGGGUCACUCCUGCACUUGGCGGGGAUUCGGUCCUGUUUGAAUAACAUCACCAAUCGGACGGCAAAGGGGCAGAAAGAACAAAAGGAAACCACAAAAAAUUGAAAACAAGUCACUGAUUUGUUUUGAACUUACGGCCAUUUGGUUUCAGCAUGUCAGGAGAUUUCUAAUGAUUUGUGGCAAUAUCAGCAAUUUAUUUUUUUUUUUCUUUUUUUUUUUUUUUUGGUUUGGUUUUCUUUCUUUCUUUUUCUUUUUCUUUUUUUUUUUUUUUUUAAUUUGCCCCCCUCCUUUGUUUUGGACCCUUAAGAAUUUUAUGUUUAAAGGAGAUUGAAGCCAUAGAACUCAUAUUGACACUCAGCUGUUUUACAAAAGCUUUUCAUUAUCUGAAGACAAAACCGAAAAAGCCAAAAUUACCAUUGCUUCCUCCAGCUUGUCAGAAACCCGUGGCUGAAUCCACAGGGAUGGCAACGAUAAUGCCAUGGGGAUACACAUCUGGCACUUAGAAGGCACGUGUGCAAAGUAACCAUCGAUCAGGCCCAACCUUUAGGUUUAAAAGGUCAGGAUGUGCACCCAGUUGGGUUCGCUGAGUGAAUGCACAUAAGGCAACUGAGGAGAAGGAAGGACCCCUGGUCCCCCUAGGAGCAGACCCAAGCUCAUGGCACUGGGCAUCAAAUUGUGCCAGGAGAACCCUUGGCAUUGCCCCAAGCGUGCGAUGCAGGGGUGGGGAGGCGGUCACCAGUCCUCUGUGCUUCUUAACUGUGAAGCCUAAUAGCAUCUUCCGGGGUGGACACUGGACCAUUCAUGUUCAACAGGUGUCAGUGACUCAUGAGAAGAAACUGGGUCAGUUUUUAGUGAUGUUGCUAAUCACUGAAUUCUGUUCUACAUUAAAUGAAGAGAAGGUUCCACAAGCCAUAAGCCUGAAGGUUGGUCCUGCACACGCGCGCGUGCACACACACACACAGACACCACACUCACACACACACAGAGAGAAAGAGAAAAAAACUGAUGCAAAAAACAAGCUAUGUCUUCUUAACUGCCCAAGUGAAAAUCAAGUUCCAAGAAAUUACAGUAGCUGUUAACGAGGGAAAUCAUGGUACAAAUCUUUUUCUGUCUCUCAAAACCAUUUGAUCCAAGUGAAAACAAAACAAAACAAAAAGCUACAGAACCUGCCAUUAGUAUUGUGGUGUACUUUUAAAAGAUGAAAGGCCCAUUGAUGGACAAACUAAAGUAAAACACGGCAAAAAAGAAAGGAAAACAAAUUCCUAUACUGCCCUCAAAAUGGAGUUUGCAAUUAAUGUCAGUCAGGAUUCAUCUUUGCGAAAAUCAAUGAUUUCCACAUUCAGCCAGUGUAGCCAGCAGAAAUUUCUGAUCCACAAUGCAUGGAAUUCCUUUGAAAAAAGAAAAAAAAAAAAAUCACAAAAACACAAACUUUUUUUAUUCAAAAAUAAAGUUCUUGUAAG